UCGCUGAUCGGCGCACAGAGGAUCUUGUCCCCGAGCUGCGCCAGCAGAGCCAGCCGGGCGCCUCGCUCGGUCCGCUCGCCGCGCCGGAGAGAGCUGCCUGAGACGCAGCCAGCCAGCCGGCGCCACGCCGCCGAGCGCUCGGCCCCGGAGUCCCUGAGUGCGGCGCGGCGAGCCCCCAGCGGCGGCAGAAGGACUCGAGCGCCAGGAGAGGGCGGACGGGGGACGAGGAGGCUCCCGGGCGCGACGAAGAGAGUCUCGGAGGAAGAGGCUGCGAGAGGACACCCGGGCCUCCUGCCUCCACUGUCGGGUCGGGGCCAGCAGCUCAUGCGAGCAGCCCGGGCGGCCACCCGCGGCCAGGAGAAGGGGCACCGGAGGCCCCCACACUAGCCUGUACCCUCGGGGGCGAGAGCUUGCGACCCGCCGGAGCCCGCCGCCGCGCCGCCCUCCCCCGCGCUGACAGCCCCCCGGGGCGCAGCCGCCGCCGCAGCAUCUUCUGUCCCUGCUUCCCCAGCGCGGAGGAAGUCCCUGCCGAGGACCUGAGCCCCCGGGAACGCAGGAGGAAAGACCAGAGACUCUAAAACACCCAGAUACGCAAGAUUGAAGCAGCCUUGCCAGACCUUUCUGUGGAUUAAAAGAAAUACGAUUUUUUUUUUUUUUUUUGGCAGAAGAAAAGGAAAGGAAGACCGGCUGGAUUCAGCAAGGAAAAAAAGGGGGAUGUAACUCGUGGAUACGUUUUUUCCCCCCACCCUUCCAACAUCUUGUUUUACUUUGUAAACAUUUUCUCUUUUAAACCCGGGCUCCAUCCGGUGUCCUCCAGACCUCCAAGGUGCGAGAAGGUGGUGUGUUUUUUUUCAUUGGGGGCUUUGCAUAUUUUGGUUUUGGGGGUUUUGAGAGACCCUCCAGACAUCUCACGAGGGGUGAAGUCUACUCGGCCCCCCUCCCUCAAGUACUUCGCGUGCACAGAAUUCGAGGAGAUCCGGUUACUAAGGAUAUAGAAGAAAAAAAUAAAUCGUGCCUGCCUUUUUUUUUUAAUUGCCUGCUUCUCCCCACCCCCAAAUUAAGUUGCUUAGCAAGGGGGAAAGAGGCUUUUUCCUCCCUUCAGUAGCUCAGCCUAACGUCUUUCGUUUUUUGCCCCCGAGGAUCUUCCAUGUAGGAAGCCGAGGCUGGCGAGCCCGACACUCGGGAGCCACUGUAGGGGGGCCUUUUUUGGGGGAGGCGUCGACCGGGGCUGCCUCGGCCGCCCCCAGGGAAGCGGCGGCAGCGUUCCUCCAGGGCACGCCGGGGCCCGAAAGCCGCGCAGGGCGCGGGCCGCGCCGGGUGGGGCAGCCGAAACGCAGGCCCCCGAUCCCCGGCAGGCGCCCCUGGGCCCCCGCGCGCGUCUCGGCCUCCGGGAGACUGGCGCAUGCCACGGAGCGCCCCUCGGGCCGCCGCCGCUUCUGCCCGGGCCCCUGCUGUUGCUGCUGUCGCCUGCGCCUGCUGCCCCAACUCGGCGCCCGACUUCUUCAUGGUGUGCGGAGGUCAUGUUCGCUCCUUAGCCGGCAAACGACUUUUCUCCUCGCCUCCUCGCCCCGCAUGUUCAGGACCAAACGAUCUGCGCUCGUCCGGCGUCUCUGGAGGAGCCGUGCGCCCGGCGGCGAGGACGAGGAGGAGGGCGUGGGGGGUGGCGGAGGCGAGCUGCGGGGAGAAGGGGCGACGGACGGCCGGGCUUAUGGGGCUGGUGGCGGCGGUGCGGGCAGGGCUGGCUGCUGCUUGGGCAAGGCAGUCCGAGGUGCCAAAGGUCACCACCAUCCCCAUCCCCCAACCUCGGGUGCCGGGGCGGCCGGGGGCGCCGAGGCGGAUCUGAAGGCGCUCACGCACUCGGUGCUCAAGAAACUCAAGGAGCGGCAGCUGGAGCUGCUGCUUCAGGCCGUGGAGUCCCGCGGCGGUACGCGCACCGCGUGCCUCCUGCUGCCCGGCCGCCUGGACUGCAGGCUGGGCCCGGGGGCGCCCGCCAGCGCGCAGCCCGCGCAGCCGCCCUCGUCCUACUCGCUCCCCCUCCUGCUGUGCAAAGUGUUCAGGUGGCCGGAUCUCAGGCAUUCCUCGGAAGUCAAGAGGCUGUGUUGCUGUGAAUCUUACGGGAAGAUCAACCCCGAGCUGGUGUGCUGCAACCCCCAUCACCUUAGUCGACUCUGUGAACUAGAGUCUCCCCCUCCUCCUUACUCCAGAUACCCAAUGGAUUUUCUCAAACCAACUGCAGGCUGUCCAGAUGCUGUACCUUCCUCCGCAGAAACCGGGGGGACGAAUUAUCUGGCCCCUGGGGGGCUUUCAGAUUCCCAACUUCUUCUGGAGCCUGGGGAUCGGUCACACUGGUGCGUGGUGGCAUACUGGGAGGAGAAGACUCGCGUGGGGAGGCUCUACUGUGUCCAGGAGCCCUCCCUGGAUAUCUUCUAUGAUCUACCUCAGGGGAAUGGCUUUUGCCUCGGACAGCUCAAUUCGGACAACAAGAGUCAGCUGGUACAGAAGGUGCGGAGCAAGAUCGGCUGUGGCAUCCAGCUGACUCGGGAAGUGGAUGGCGUGUGGGUUUACAACCGCAGCAGUUACCCCAUCUUCAUCAAGUCCGCCACACUGGACAACCCGGACUCCAGGACGCUGUUGGUGCACAAGGUGUUCCCUGGUUUCUCCAUCAAGGCUUUUGACUAUGAGAAGGCCUACAGCCUACAGCGGCCCAACGACCACGAGUUCAUGCAGCAGCCAUGGACGGGCUUCACCGUGCAGAUUAGCUUUGUGAAGGGCUGGGGCCAGUGUUACACCCGCCAGUUCAUCAGCAGCUGCCCGUGCUGGCUGGAGGUCAUCUUCAACAGCCGGUAGUCAGUUGUGUGGCAGGGAGAAGAGGACAAGGCGGAGCGUGAGCCGAGCAGGCCACCGUUCAAACUACUUGCUGCUAACCUUAUCCGAGUGAUUGCUUUUCACGCAAACUCUUUGGUCGGUGUUGUUGUUGCCAUUCAUUGUCGGUUUUGUUUUGCUUUGUUUUGUUCUUUUUUUUUUUUUUCUCCUUUCUCGUCAUCCUUAACUUGUGUCCCAUUUGUCUUGUUCUUUGAGAAAUUAGCUUAUGGUGCAGAUUUUUGUUGGGUUUUGUGUGUGUGUGUGUGUGUUUGUUUUUGUUUUGAGGUGGUGGGUGUGGUUGGCAGGACACCCCCUCCCCCCCAUACGAAGAAGGGAAACGAGAGUCAGCACUGCCAAGCAUGGUGUGUGAAAGUGGGUACCACCUUCCCUUUGGAUCAGCGUUUCGCUUGUCCGUGCAUCGGGGUGUACAAGAGCGACAGAUGGGGGAAGUGGCGUGCUUUUUUUUUGUGUGUGUUCUUUAUGGAUGCUCCCGGCUGAGAGGCUCGCAGUGCCAAGCUGUGUGUCUCUCGAGCCUUUUGGACACGCUCGGUGGGGCAGAGGCAGUACCUGGGCAGACUGGCAGCAGGUGCCAAGCUCUGCUCCAGCCUGCUGAAGCCGCCCCGCCCCGCCCCCGACCCCACAGGACAAGGGCCUAUCCACAGGCUUCUGAGAAGCCAGCCUGCUAGAAGGCUGAACCAGAACCAAUUGUUUUCAUCCCUGUCUUACCGCCGCCUGUCACCCGCUGCCAUUGUCGAGUCUGUCUUUUUUGGCCAUCUGCUCCUGGAUCUCUCUCUUGAGAUGGGCUUCCCAAGGGCUGCCGGGACAGCCCCAGUCACAGUAUUGCUACCCCAGUACCCUCAGGCCCUUCCCCCGGGUCCCAGCCGUGGUGGUUUUUUUCCAUCAGGUUUCUCCCAGAUGUGGAAAGUCAGCUCAGCGCCCCAUCCCCCACCCCGUGUGCUGAGCUCUGUAGACCAGCGAGGGGCAUCAGGGAGGGACCUGCUCAGUGCCCCCCCCUUCCCGCUGAGAAGGGUGUAGCCCCGUCAUAACAAAGGUACCAUCCCUUGGCUGGCUCCCAGCUCUUCUCUCAGCUCAUACGCUCGUAUGAUACUUUGACACUGUUCUUAGCUCAAUGAGCAUGUUUAGACUUUAACAUAAGCUAUUUUUCUAACUACAAAGGUUUAAAUGAACAAGAGAAGCAUUCUCAUUGGAAAUUUAGCAUUGUAGUGCUUUGAGAGAGGAAAGGACUCCUUAAAAGAAAAAAAAAAAGCUGAGAUUUAUUAAAGAAAAAUGUAUUUUAUGUUAUAUAUAAAUAUAUUAUUACUUGUAAAUAUAAAGACGUUUUAUAAGCAUCAUUAUUUAUGUAUUGUGCAAUGUGUAUAAACGAGAAGAAUAAAGAAAAGAUGCACUUUGCUUUAAUAUAAAUGCAAAUAACAUGCCAAAUUAAAAAAAAAAAGAUAAACACAAGAUUGGUGUUUUUUUCUAUGGGUGUUAUCACCUAGCUGAAUGUUUUUCUAAAGGAGUUUAUGUUCCAUUAAACAAUUUUUAAAAUGUACACUGC
Molecule: messenger RNA, 4420 nt
Organism: Mus pahari (shrew mouse)
Lineage: Eukaryota; Metazoa; Chordata; Mammalia; Rodentia; Muridae
Gene: Smad7
Product: SMAD family member 7
Exons: 4
Coding region: 1573-2847 (424 amino acids)
Biological process (GO): SMAD protein signal transduction; cell differentiation; transforming growth factor beta receptor signaling pathway
Cellular component (GO): heteromeric SMAD protein complex
Molecular function (GO): transcription regulator inhibitor activity; I-SMAD binding
Source: RefSeq, a predicted model, not a curated record